AGCGUUUGUUAAAUUAACAUACACGUUUUAGCUUUUUUCCCCCUAAUCCUUUUCCUAAUUCUCUGAACCUGCGACGUAAAUUCUAACCUGCUACGUAAAGCCAAAUCGGACAAAUACUGUAUCAAAUCUAGUCAUAACCCGCACGCACCACACGGUUCGGAUGAUUUCAUUCACUUUCUUUUGAGCAGUUUCUGGAGACCGGAGGACACCUUUUUUUUUUUUUGUUCCGGUGAGAGAUAAUGAUGUUGGGAUGGGGAGGAUAUCAUCGGACAGACAGGCGGAGGACAGGAGCCAACUACAGGAAAACGACUCGACUCUCAAUCUGUCUGUGUGAUGAAAAGCCACAUCAUCCGCGACUGUUGUUUACUAAACUCAACUGAUUCACCAGCUACAAUGAUCAUGGCUUGGAUACGUCCUAUACCUGCGCUAUUGCUAGCUUUUACCACCACAGCUGACAAGACAAAAGUGAAGCUUAAAACAAUACGGAAAUCUAUUGUCAGCUAUCUGUUAUAUGCUAUCUAUCUAUAUAUCUCUAUAUUUUUUUGGCCUUAUCGCCGCCUUUGAGAGAAGUGAUAUUCUGCAGUUAAUAUCCCGGAUUCGUACAAAAAGCAUCACACAGAUGAACCAGAUACUCGGGUGAUUAACCAGAUACUCGGGUGAUUAACCAGAUACUCGGGUGAUUAACCAGAUUCUCGAGUGAUUAACUAGAUACUCGAGUGAUUAACCAGAUACUCAAGCUCUGUUAAAAUGACUGUCUUCAAAAUGGAAAGCAGUCGGUAGGAGGCAAGAUCAGGUGGGACCAUUCUAGCCAAUGAGAGGACAGAUCUCCGAUAUAAAGUUAUUUUUUUCUCUCAAAUGUUUCCGCGAUAUCACGUGUCCUACUUAUACCGGUAACGUUACACUCAUAACAACUUAAACAAUACGAAACGUCUAUUCGAUCAAAUAAGCCACACCUUGCAAAUAAACCAUUACUUUUUUGUUAACCAAAUUCCACACUCAUUGUAAAUAAGAAUUUGUUCUUAUUCACUGACUUGCCUAGUUUAAAUAAAGGUUAAAAAUAAAACUUUCAAAAAACGCCACCUGCUGGAUAAGACAGAUUUUGGGCCCAUUUAUCAAUCUCUCUUCGUCUCAACCUCUGAUUAUCAUCAUCGUCCUCCCAGGCCAGCUGUGCUGUUUUAGCUGAUCGCAGUUGAUGCGAUAACGGAGGCAACCGAAGGUUUGGUUUCCAGAGCCCUUAUUUUUCUUGCUUGGUAAUGGGCCUUGUUAAUAAAAGUUCUGCAACUGGCUAGUUCGAGCUAGCUAGGGAGCUAACUACACGGAUUUGUUUUGUGCGUGCCUGUGGUCUUUACAGCCAGAAAGCGAAAUAUUACGUUUCCCCGCUUUGAUAUUUGAUACUUUUUUAUCGACCUAGAUACUCGUAGCUUUUUAACGGACAGAAUUAUUGGACAGAAUGUAUAAUUUUGGCUGAGGACAGAGUAUGACAGACAUUAUUAUAAUAACCAUCAUUCAUCUACCCUGGGGCUCCGUUCAGUCCAAUACGCCGCGGUGUGUGUAGCCCAUCCGGGAAGCGCACAUCAGCAGAGUACCAUCCUAUGCGCCUCUUGGGUGUCGAGGGCGAGAGGUGCUAACUGUUCCCAGAGCAAUUACGUCGGAGGGAGAGGACGACGUUGCCUUGCCAUCUCAGGAUUAAACCAUGGCUAAUGAACCUGUCAUCCUUAAUGUGUAUGAUAUGUACUGGAUCAACGAGUACACUUCCACUCUGGGUGUUGGAGUCUACCACUCAGGCAUUGAGAUCUAUGGCCGAGAGUUUGCGUAUGGAGGUCAUCCGUACCCAUUUAGUGGUAUAUUUGAAAUAAACCCUGGAAACACCACUGAAUUAGGAGAGACCUUCAAAUUCAAGGAGGCCAUCGCUUUGGGCACAACAGACUUUGCUGUGGAGGAUAUGGAUAAAAUCAUGGAGGACCUGGGAACAGAUUUCAAGGGCAACUCCUACCAUCUAAUGCACAAGAACUGCAACCACUUCUCAUCCUCGCUGUCUGAGCUGUUGUGUGGGCGUGAGAUCCCUCGCUGGGUGAACCGCCUGGCCUACUUCAGCUCCUGCGUGCCCUUCCUCCAGACCUGCCUCCCUAAGGAGUGGCUGACCCCCGCUGCCCUCCAGAGCCACAUCAGCAUGGGGCUCCACAAGGAGGAGCGGGAGGCUGGAGAGUCCAGCGACGAGGACCCCAACUCAGCCUCCGGGACCGCUGGGGCUGGCACCGGAUCCUCACACAGCUGUCGCCAUACACGAGUCUGAACCAAUAACUGUAGGUCUGAAGAGAAUAGCCAAUAGGACUCUCUUUCAAUGACCUUUGACCUCUGGACCAGAAGGUCACCAGCUCAGCCCUGCAGGGGAUGUGUAGUGAUAUUAUAUCUGUGGGCCUGACUGAAUAACCACCUGACCUCAUAGUACCACCACUCUGAGAACAGAGACGUGGGACGGAUGAUUAUUUAGCAUGCUAGUACUAACUCAUAAAGCCGCCGGGCCAAGGGGACCUGCAAAAUCCACUUGGAUCCUUUCCCUGAUUUUCUCCUUUUUUUAGAGUACUGUAGAUAUAUUCUGAAGGAUUUGUUAUAGGCGUUGACAAACUAACUCAGACCACGGCAUGGUUCUCUCAGAUUGACCACAGCUACAUUAUGUAGGGACGGCAGGGUAGCCUAGUGGUUAGAGUGUAGAGGCGGCAGGGUAGCCUAGUGGUUAGAGCGUUUGACUAGUAACCGGAAGGUUGCAAGUUCAAAUCCCCGAGCUGACAAAGUACAAAUCUGACAAGGUUCUGCCCUUUGAACAGGCAGUUAACCCCCGGCAGGCCGUCAUUGAAAAUAAGAAUUUGUUCUUAACUGACUUGCCAAGUUAAAUAAAGGUAAAGUAUGUACUAUAGGGCUGGGGUACUUUCUAGUGUUUGUCUUUUUCCCAGGAAUUUUUUAAACCUUUGUCAGCCUUCAUCCCUAAUGCCCUCCUUCCAGAGCAGCUUCUUCUUCAGACUAGAUGUAUAUCUGACACCACAGAGAUGCACCCAACUAGAUGUAUAUCUGACACCACAGAGAUGCACCCUAUGCCAAUUUCGGGAUGCAGUAUUAAGUAUCUCUCAGUCUGAGACGACUGGUAUUGUGGCAUUAGCAGAAGAGGUUCAAUAACUCCCUUACUUGGCCUUCAGUUGUAAUCAUCAGUGAUGCCUGUUUUGUUGAUGUGUUUGGGUAAGUUAAUAUGCUGGCCAUUUUAGAAGUUGAAGAAGCAGAACCAUAUAUAGCGAUAUAUAUUCUCUGUUUGGGAGUAACUACCUGUGGGUUGUUUUGAACGAGCACGUUUCUGCUAAACGUCAUUCUUAACUCAAAACAAUGUGUCAAGAAACAAAGGAUUCGACAACAAGAAGUGAAGACAUCUAAAUUUAAUCUCUGAUCGUAUUCAUUUUAUCAUAUGAAUAUUUAUAUUAGGUGUCAUUUGUCCAUAGCAUGGUCUCGUGCAUUGUUUAACAAGAUGGUGUCUGCACCCCAUGUAUUUUUGCCAAUUUACCACUAUCGUGAAUAACAUUGUCAGAUGACUCUGAAAGUUGCAUUUACACUCUUCUUCCAUGGAAAUCUUUCAUGAUGAAACUCAUAGUAACUGUUGAAUCACAGGCCUUGGAUGACACUCCCUGCUGCCUUCCCUACUGCCCUCCCUACUGCCUUCCCUACUGCCUUCCCUACUGCCUUCCCUGCUGCCUACCCUACUGCCUCCCCUACUGCCUUCCCUGCUGCCUUCCCUACUGCCCUCCCUACUGCCUUCCCUACUGCCUCCCCUGCCUCCCCUACUGCCUCCCCUACUGCCUUCCCUACUGCCUCCCCUACUGCCUUCCCUACUGCCUCCCCUACUGCCUCCCCUGCAGCCUUCCCUACUGCCUCCCCUGCUGCCUCCCCUACUGCCCUCCCUACUGCCUUCCCUACUGCCUUCCCUGCUGCCUUCCCUACUGCCCUCCCUGCUGCCUUCCCUGCUGCCUUCCCUGCUGCCUUCCCUACUGCCUCCCCUACUGCCUCCCCUGCUGCCUCCCCUACUGCCUCCCCUACUGCCUCCCCUACUGCCUUCCCUACUGCCUCCCCUACUGCCUUCCCUGCUGCCUCCCCUGCUGCCUUCCCUGCUGCCUCCCCUACUGCCUUCCCAGCUGAUUUCACAGAGUGAUUGAGUUGGUGUGUAGGGGGGCUGGGUUACAGUGGGAGCAUUGUGUGAAGGAAAAGGGGUUUUGUUUUCUAAAUGUCUUUUUUUGAAAUUGAUGUGGAAAUGUCUCUGAAUGUCUCACGUGCUCCCUGAAACAAGGGAGAAGUGGUCCUACCAGUCAAGUCCUGGACUAGUGUACUAAACUGACUACUAUCCCAUUAAAAACAACAUAAAUAAUGCUGUUUUCAGAUGAGACAGACAUGAGGAUACAUGUUAUUCGCCCUUUUCGGUUCAUGCGUUUAUAAUGCUGCUCUUGUAGAUUCAAUAGUAUGCCUUGUGAGGCCCACUCCAUUGUAUUCCUGUAGAAUAACAUUGUCCUUUCUUUCUCUUCUCCUUGGUUUACUGUCUCUGUCUGUCUGCUUCCACCCCCUCUGUAACCCCCAUCCCCCUCUCAGGAAAGAAAUCACAUGACCUGUGGUUGUUACACAGGUGUCUCAUUACCAUACACCAUCUCCAUGACAACUGGGGGGGGGGGGAACUAUUUAUUUGUUUAUAUACUUAUAUUUUUUAAAUAAUCUAUAUUUGUAUUUAUUUUUUAAUGCAGUAACUCCUUUUUUUGUGCAUUAUCAGGAAGAUUUGUGUUCUUCUUGUUGAAAUGUGUUCUGUAAAGGUCAGUGAAUUGAACCCAUGGAUUGAAAUGUGUUCUAUAGAGGUCAGUGAAUUGAACCCAUGGAUUGAAAUGUGUUCUAUAGAGGUCAGUGAAUUGAACCCAUGGAUUGAAAUGUGUUCUAUAGAGGUCAGUGAAUUGAACCCAUGGAUUGAAAUGUGUUCUGUAGAGGUCAGUGAAUUGAACCCAUGGAUUGAAAUGUGUUCUGUAGAGGUCAGUGAAUUGAACCCAUGGAUUGAAAUGUGUUCUGUAAAGGUCAGUGAAUUGAACCCAUGGAUUGAAAUGUGUUCUAUAGAGGUCAGUGAAUUGAACCCAUGGAUUGAAAUGUGUUCUAUAGAGGUCAGUGAAUUGAACCCAUGGAUUGAAAUGUGUUCUAUAGAGGUCAGUGAAUUGAACCCAUGGAUUGAAAUGUGUUCUAUAGAGGUCAGUGAAUUGAACCCAUGGAUUGAAAUGUGUUCUAUAGAGGUCAGUGAAUUGAACCCAUGGAUUGAAAUGUGUUCUAUAGAGGUCAGUGAAUUGAACCCAUGGAUUUGAAAUGUGUUCUGUAAAGGUCAGUGAAUUGAACCCAUGGAUUGAAAUGUGUUCUGUAGAGGUCAGUGAAUUGAACCCAUGGUUUGAAAUGUGUUCUAUAGAGGUCAGUAUUCCAUACUUUACCAUUGACACUUUCUACAGAGAAGAACAGUCUGAUAACUUUUUCUAUUGUGUCAAUUUUAACCUCAAUUGGUAAUGUGCUUUUCCCUGAAUUGAAAGACAAUGCCACAAUUUUAAGAAUGGUAAUGGAAUAAAAAGAUACAAGAAUAACACCAA
Molecule: messenger RNA, 5639 nt
Organism: Oncorhynchus nerka (sockeye salmon)
Lineage: Eukaryota; Metazoa; Chordata; Actinopteri; Salmoniformes; Salmonidae
Product: deubiquitinase DESI2
Exons: 5
Coding region: 1694-2293 (199 amino acids)
Biological process (GO): protein deubiquitination
Molecular function (GO): deubiquitinase activity
Source: RefSeq, a predicted model, not a curated record